UUCGGAACAUCGAUUUAUUCCAGUGGACACUGGAACUGAAACUACGACUUUAAUUUGCAGAGGUGACUGAUGUAAUCAGAUGAAUUUUGCACCCCAUGUCAUGUGGCUCUAGUCAGAUUCUGAAUGAAGCUGAUGUGAAAACAAAAACACAACCGCUUGAAUAGACCGGCGCUAAUAAAUUGCGGCUAAAUAUUGAUAUUUUGUGUUGUUUUGAUGUAGGCCUUAGGCAGCAGCAGUCAGCAUUAUUUUCAUAUGUUUAAAUACAUGUCUUCAUAGCCAGGGAGUUGGUGAAAUUCAAGAAUCAUGUUAUUAAGACAAGGAAUCUGUUUGUUGUUUAUUAUUUAUGUUACGUUUGUUGGUUGUUAUCCGGGUGAAGAGAAGCAUGAUAUCGGAACUCUGGCUGGUGAUGUUCAAAACUGGGCCAUGUUAAUACAGAAUUACAUCCUACAGUUGGCAAGCGAUGGUAUUAAACGUGAUUUAACGCAGAGUUAUCUCGAUCAAGCUAAUUAUACGUAUGAGAAGAAAAAUGUAGAAGAAAUUGUACAAACAGUUAAAUUAACUCUGGGUGAUUAUUUUAGCAAGAAGAAACGUGCUGCUGAGCGACUGGCUGAGAAAGUUCGAGAAAUUCAUGAUGAUUUUUUACGCUCCAACUCGUCAAUUAAUGCUAAAGUGUUAAAAGACAUCGAUGAGCGUAUAUAUCGUGAUUCGGAUAUCCCAUCAAGAUUACCCCAUGAUAUCAUCUUUAAUCCAUAUUUCAGACAAGGUGUGAGUUUAAAACAGUCGUCCAUCAAGCUACCAGAUGAGGUGCCGAGAAACGAUCGGGAUGUUAUUAAUACCGUUUAUUUUACAGCCAGACUUGAAGAAACUUUUCUUAAAAAUGCUAAAGAUGAUCCCCUGUUACGGUGGCAGUAUUUUGGAUCAACGACUGGAGUGAUGAGAUUGUAUCCAGGGAGAGAAUGGUCAACUAAUUUUGCUGGUUUCUAUAACGACUAUGAUGCCAGGAUACGACCAUGGUAUAUAGCAGCUACAAGUGGACCUAAAGAUGUGGUUAUUAUUCUAGAUUGUAGUUUAUCAAUGAAAGGAGAAAAGUUUUCUAUUGGUAAAGCUGUGGCUAAAACUGUCAUCAACACCUUAACUAAACAAGAUUAUGUUAACGUCAUCUGUGCUCGGGCCAGUCAUUGGGAUGAAGUCGGAAAAUGGCAUUUUUAUAAUACAGAAUCACUGAGUUGUGUACAGACAGAUUUGGUGCCGGCUACUAAUUCACAUCGUAAAGAUCUCAUAGAAAAAAUAGAUAAAUUAAGAGCUGGUGGAACAAGUGAACUUCAGAAAGGUUUUGAGCAAGGGUUAGAUUUACUACAGAACCCUAGAACUGGUUGUCAAUCAUUGAUUGUCUUCGCCACGGAUGGUAUUGAUACAGAUGGGGAAGAUGUUCGCUGUGGUCCAGGAUAUUAUACUAGAAGUGGCUAUGUACCAGGACCUAUAUGUAAAUAUAAUUAUAGUGAUGUCUGGGAACUGGUUUUAAAUAGAAACAAAGAUCUUACACCGCCGGCCAGAAUAUUCAGCUACCUGAUUGUUGAAGACGCUGAAUUAUUCCCCGGCAAUUUAUCGUGUAGAAACAACGGCAGUAUAAAAAAACUCAUGACGGGAGAAAAUCUGAUUUCACAAAUGAGCAACUAUUUUGAGUUUUUAUCUGCGAAUGCCAUGAGUAGUGAAGCGUUGUGGACAUCACCGUAUUUGGAUGCGUGGGGAUUAGGUCUCAUGAUAACUCAUGCCAUUCCUGUACUUAGUGGAAUAACGGGCAAAUAUAUUGGAGUUGUUGGUAUCGAUGCUACUUUAGAUGAAAUUGAGAAUUUUCUAACCAAACAUCAAUGGGGUUCUGUUGAUUCAUUUCUCAUCAACGACCAAGGGGAGACUAUCUUCCAUCCUCGUCUAAAACCGAGUAAAAAGUUACUGGAUGACCCAAUCUUUAUCCCGAUCUCCCGGUUAGAACAAGAUAAUAAUGGUAACCCAUCAGAAUUCUCCACCAUUUUACGUGACAUGAAAGCCGGGAAGACUGGCACUAUUAGAAUAGAGAAGGCUAAAGGUGGUAAACCAAGGAAUUAUUAUUAUGCAGCCCUAAAUAAUUCAGAAUAUUCGUUUGCCUUCAGUUUAGCCGAUACUGACAUGGAAUUUCGUAGAUCACAGGAACCGUUAGAUCGAUCAAAAUAUGAUGAGAGUUAUUACAACCUGUUGAAGGAGUACAAGGGGAGACUACUCAAGGAGAGAUUUCCUGGGUUAUGGAAGAAGAUUGACAUCAGAGAAAAUGAAAGACGUUAUCCAGGUCUGAGAAUAACCUACAAACAUUCAACAAUUUUCUUGGCUCCGAAGGCCCACUGUGAUCCCACUAAAUAUAUGUAUAACGAUAACCUAGCGAUGAAAACUUACGAAGCCCAUAUAUGGAUUAACGGGAACCAAACAGAUCUGGGUUGUGAAUCAGGAAAACAGAAGUUUAACAAGGGAGUCAGGGCUGAUGUGUUAAUUACACAACCAAUAGAAGAAAUCUGGAGAACAAGAGAUUUUGAGUCGAUCAAUCAAAUAAAAUGGACGAAUGUUGGUUUACGUAGCGGAGUUUUUAGAACAUAUCCUGGUCAUAGAUCGUCACGUGGAUACGAUCCUACCAAACGUCCAUGGUACAAACGAACCAGCUCAGCUCCGCAUAAAACAUCUAUAUCAACACCUUAUAUGGACGCUGCUGGUGUGGGAAAGAUUAACACGAUAUCCCAGGCCGUGUUUGAGGGCAUGACACCUAAAACUGAUCGAGAAUGUGAGGUAUUUAAAGGAAGACCACUACCAGGCGGCUGUAAAUGUGACCUUGACAGUGAUUGCAUGACAAAGGUAUGUUAUUUGAGUAAAGCUCCAGGUCCAAACGCAGAUCAUCGACGGUGUUCUACGGAACGUGUUGAAGCUGUAACAGGAUUGGAUAUUCUCUAUGAUGAUUUCCAGAAUAAAACAAUGGGUUCGAUGCAGGCCAGUGAUUUCCGUAAAUCAUGUCAACAAGUUUAUACGUGUCGAGAUGGCGAACCUGGUUGUGAAACAAGGUGUUAUUUGUUUGAUAGUAGCGCAAAACUUGUCAUGGAUCCUGAUUUUCUAUUGGCUAAUAAUUUAGAUAAGAGUAAAUAUGAUGGUGUGACUUUGGGUCGUAAAGAAGGAGAGGUGAUGAAACACCUGAUUUACGAACAUGGCUUUAUCAAGCGAAAUUUAGACAUGGAUUUUCAGGGAUCUUGUCGAAUAUCUCCGUUAGCCCCAAAGGUAACAUUAGAAGGAAUACCUAAAACACCUGAAGAAUCGGAUGAUUAUUAUAGAGAUCGUGGUCCUAUUCCGAAAUUUCACAGUGAUUUCGGUUGUAUACAAGAUGUUGUUAGUUUCUCAACAGUUGAUGAUAAAUUAGGUUCAAGUGGUAUGAUUACAGGGAAUGUAUCGGGUCCGUGUAUGUCCGGCUUUUAUUAUGUGACGGCUCUCCCUAAAACAAACCUUUAUUUACUGGUUAUAGAAGACUGGAACCACUAUCGGGAGACACUAUUCUAUAACUUUAACUGUAAAAUAACACGAAGCGUGGUGAAUUCUGGAGCUUAUCGUAUCAUCAACGGAACAUGUGCUCAUGAAGAUGAUACAACAUCAACUCUAGCUCAACGAGGAAAAUGUCCGGUCUUAAAAAAUAUCACCAUGCCAUGUACAUAUACAGCAGCCAAUCAGAUCUCAGUUUCUCAUUUUCUUUUAAUCACAGCAAUAUUACUCGCUUUUGUAAAAUUCUAAAUUGGCACUAAUUUAUUCACUAAUUUUAUAAUUUGUUUUGAGCACUUGUUAUUUUUUUAUCUAAAUGUUAAAGAGAAUUUAACAAAGAGGUUUUAAGUAGAAUGAAAUUUUUAGCAAUGUGUGGACAUAUUAUUGACAGUUAUUUAUUCUAGUUAAAACUGGAAAGGUCUGUCAUUGAGUCUAGUGGAGUGGGUUCAAUUUCCUUAUUGUAUGUGACAAGGAAUAGGGUCGUGGGUUUUCUCUGGGUCCUUUGUUUUCCUGCCACUGCUAAAAAUCCCUAUGUGCAAGCGAAUUAUUGAAACCUCACCUUGUUUGUAUCGAGUGGACCAUAAACCCAUCUUAAACCCCGUAAUCUCUAUCAUAAUAUAGCUGACCUGAUAACUUCCUAAAAGCAGACUUAUAUCUCGACCCCAAAAUGACUUGGUGGAUUUAAAAUGUGAGAGAGUAAUUUUAGUCAGUCGGACAUCAAAUUUUGUACUAUUUUUCCAAAAUGAUCACCUGCAGCGAUAAAAUGGCUGAGCUGUGAGAAUGAAUAGCUUUUGUGAUAUUUAGCCAGUAAUUAUGUUAUACUCGUACAUAUUUUGGUUCAGUGUUUAAAAUAGUUGUAUACAGAUAGUGGAUGAUCUCUACUCGAUAAAUACUGUAUUUCUAUAUUCCUGUGUUAAACAAAAUAACUGGGCCAUGAGGAUGAAUAGCUUUUGUUAUAUUUAAUUUGUUAUAUUCAUGUAUAGUUUGUUCUCAGUGUUUAAAAUAGUUGUAUACUGGACUGGUAGUGUGUCAAUCUGUGUUUUAAUCAGUCAGUAGGAUAAAUACUCUACUUCUACUUUCCUGUGUUUAAAGAAAAUUGUGUAAUACACAGACUAGUUUUAUUGUAAUAUAAUAUCAAAAACAACGAUCAAUGAUAUAGAUAUUGUGUAUAAAUAAACAAAUAAAUCUAGUUUUCAAAUAUUUUUGUUAAAUUGGUAAUUAAUGGAAAUAUCAGAAAAAAAAUCGGGACAGUCAUUUUUACAAAAAACCAGGCCUAGAAAUUUGCAAGAUUUUUGCAGACAUGAAUGUUUAAUUUUCUUUAAAAGCAGAUUCUCAUCUGGAGAUUCUCGGUAGCUUCAAGCAGAGAUCAGCAAAUUAUAGAUUCUUGUAGAAUCAACCUGUAUUUAUUUUGUUAAGAUUUUUGUUUUUAUUCCAAAGAUUGAAAUACUCUGAUCCUUUUAAGAAGAGAAAGGCUGGUGAUAUAUAUUGUACAAUACAAUUUUACUUUUACCCAUAUGAACAAUUGGGAAUGUAUACACAGAGAAAAAAGUUAAGCACCCCUCUGUAUUUUUAACAAUGACUUGUCUUAGAGGCUUGAAACUCUGAUAAUAUAACCUUGGAGAGAAAAAUGUUGUUUGAAAUAAUAGAUCUUUGAUAAUAAGAAAAUACAAAGAGUUUAUCCAGUUCUAAGAUUUCAAGCAUGAUUCUGAGAAGAAUUCCAAGAUCCCGUAUUUGAGCCCAAAACAGGAGUCAGAAUAAAUAUAGAGGUGCAGGGUCAGAAACGCCAUUCAACAUCGUGAUUUACGAUGAAAAAUAUCAUUUUAAGUCCAUAGAUGACAUUAACCAUCAAUGGGAGAUAAACUUACUGGGGAUGACUAAAAGAUUUUCUUUGUGUAAAUUUUUAAAUUUAGAUUAUUAGAAUAUAUUUGUUUUUUUAUUAUUUUUUAUUUUCAUGUUAUUUUCAUAGUCAUAGAUAUAUUGUUUUAGUCGUAGAUAUAUUGUGAUAGUCAAAGAUGUAUUGUUUUUAUUUUCAUGUUAAUAUUGUGAUUGUCAUAGAUAUAUUGUUUUUAAUUCCUUUUAUCAACAAUUUUUUUUGUUUAUUGACAUUCCUAUGUGCAAUAAUUGGGUGUUUAAAUCCAACAUAACUGUCAUAUCUAAACGGACAGACAUAAUUAUUGUACAAUAUUUUAUAAUAAAAU
Messenger RNA from Patella vulgata (common limpet), 5738 nucleotides. Its product is annotated as voltage-dependent calcium channel subunit alpha-2/delta-2. NCBI's taxonomy places the organism in Eukaryota, Metazoa, Mollusca, Gastropoda, Patellidae. Gene Ontology annotation, cellular component: voltage-gated calcium channel complex. Gene Ontology annotation, molecular function: voltage-gated calcium channel activity. The transcript has 22 exons. The record is from RefSeq and is a predicted model, not a curated record. The coding region runs from base 304 to 3792 and encodes 1162 amino acids.